CGAACCACCGACGCUACCAUAGCAAUAAAGAUGAGAAUAAGAGCGACAAAGAGAGGAAAAGAGAGAGCCUAUAGAUUAUAGAAAAAGAAAAGCAUAGCUCGUAGAAACUUUAACUUAGAGGGCCAAGGACAAUUUUAGUGUCAACAUAGUGCCUCAAUAACCGUUUAUUGUCCUAAGUAAAGCUAUAAAUUAGUACAAUAAAUUCAUAUUAUCAAACAAGUGUGAUAAAUAAAUAUAUAGAAUAAGUAAUUAUUAUAAAUUUAUAUACAAAAACAAACAAUAUAUAAAUAUGUAAGAAUGCCUAGAUGCGGGUAACUACCAUGUUACUUUUUUUUUCGUUUACUUAAUUUUUUUCGCGCAAUUAUCCCCCGUUUUAUAAAAACGAAAAUAAAUAAUCAUAUAUUAAAUAAUAUGAUAUAUUGGCAUGACGUUGAUUUGGGAAUGAUAUUUGAAAAUAUAAAAUUUCAUAUUUAUUAAUUUAAUUGUAUGUCUGUUGCGAUAUUGUUGUUUAAUUUAAAACAAAAAUGGAGAUGAAGUUACCUGAGCAAGUGCAUCAAGUUUGCAGAUUAUGUGGACAAUUUGAAAGCAUAUAUAUUGAUAUUUUUGGCGAAGAAGGUACUAAAAGAUUACUAGGAUUGAAAAUAUUUAACAAAAUAAAUAUUGUGAUAGAUGAGACGGAUCCUCUGCCGAAGUCGAUCUGCGUUCAAUGUCUGGGAAAACUUGAAUUUGUUUGUGACUUUCAAGAGGAAUGUCUACGUACUCAACAACUGUUACGCGAUCAGUAUGAUGUACCUUCCAUACCAGACGUCGGAGAAAAAAUAAUAACCGAGGAAACAAAUGUCGUGGAAGAGUCAGUAGUGAUUGCUGAACCAGCUAGCACGUCUACCAACAACAACAGUACCGAUAAAAAUCAUAAUUCAACAGCUGACAUAGAAAACGUUGAUCCAACACGUGAAGAAAAGUGCAAAGAUGUUACUGAGCCGCAGGAAAUUACAACAAAACCUAAAAGAACACGAACUUCACCUAAAACAAGGUCUAAAAGUAAUGACAAGGAUGCCAAUGAUCGUGUCGUUGACGAAACGCCCAACCGCAGAUGGUUGAGAAGUCGCAACACACCCGAGUCUCGUAUGAAAACGCGGAAAAAAACAAAGUCGAAAAAUUUGUCACUCAACAAAGUCACCACGAGAACAAAAUCUGCUGUCAAGGAAGGAGUGUCCAUUGUAACGCGACUGCGGAGUCAAAAUCAAAAUCAGAACCGAGCUAGUUUGAAUUCCGAGGCUAUUAACAAUAAGACGAAUGACAAUACAACAGGAUCUAAGACACAAGAAAAGAGUAGUGAUGAAAAACGAAUGAUUCAAAUACCAACUUCAGCUUUAAAUAAAGUUUUGACAGCCGUAUCAUCAUCACCGGACGUUGAAGUUUCCGUCAAAGAAUCAAAUAAUCGCAAUGGUGACAUCGAGGACAUCAGUUUUACAUUAGAACUGAGAAAAAAACAAGAAACAGAAUCAUUUGUUACUGUGUUAGCUCGCGUAUUUCCCGACCAAGGCUCAUGCCUCGUCGGUUCUGAAAUAGUCAAUCUAUUGGAAGAUGAAAACAACUCGGAAUUGAGUCAGAUAAUCAACACGAUCGUUAAGGGAAAAGUUGGAAAAGACAAAGACUCCGGUGCUACGAGAACUGCUGAGUUAGAGGAACUGGAAAAACGGCUGUCUAGUAUCAGCGACAGUGGUGGUGGUGGUCUAGUAUCGACAAGGAAUCCCGAAGAACUUUUUCGUAUUGACGGCGAAGAAAUUCGCGUUGACGAUAACGUCGAAAGCACAACAGUCGACGGUCAGUCCGGAUACUCGUGUAAAUUAUGCCGUAAAUUUUAUGAACGUCGGGACAAGUGUACUGUCCAUGUUAAAACACAUCUUGGUAUAAAACAGUACGCGUGUACACUUUGCGUCGCUAAAUUUGUAUGUAAGUCAGAUGUUAUGAAACACAUAAGAUGUUCACAUACAAAUCCACGGCCGAUGCAAUGUCCCAAGUGUCCAAAGCGAUUUAGAUCAAAGUUCGAUUUGACUGAACACGAUAACGUUCACAAAGGCAUCAAACCCUACCAAUGUUCCGAUUGUGGGCAGAGUUAUCAUCAUAAAGUUUCACUGCAGAUGCAUGUAAAGUCACAUCUUCCUCCGCAAAAUUUAGCUUGCGAAUAUUGCGGUAAAAUAUUUCCAUUUCGCACACGAUUGCUCAGUCAUAUUGGAAGUGUACAUUUGAAAAAUAGACGAAAUUUUCGUUGCCGUUUUUGUUAUAAUCUUUAUUCAAGUUUAGCGGUACUGAAUGAUCACAUAAAAACACGACACGCGACAACUUACACGUGUGAAAUUUGUUCUAAAACAUUUAAAGUUGCAUCGAAAUAUAAAGCGCAUGUACUGCAGCAUUCAAAUCCGAAACCUUUUGUUUGUAAUGUUUGUAAUAAUCGAUAUGCAUCUAAAGCAUUUUUGAAUGAACAUCUGCUUAAACAUGAAGGCUUAAGAAAGCACGUGUGCCAAAAGUGUGGAGCCAGUUUUGCUCAAGCCAGUCAUCUGGCAGCACAUCGUCAUGUUCAUGGUGAAAAAACUCAUGCGUGUCCUGAGUGUGGACGUAAAUUUAAUAGACGUGAUAAUAUGAAAGUACACAGAAAAAGGCACUUUGCUGAAUCGGGAAGAAUUGUUACGACUGAUAGUAAAAAUCAAACGGGAGUUUGUGAUAAAUCAGCGCCCUCGCCAGCAUCAGUUGAUACUUCGGAUUCUAAUGAGAAAGUGAAAGAAAAUGACGGUUUACCUCAGACUGUUUGUAUGCGAUGUCUUGGAACUCUUGAAUUUUUAUGUGAUUUUUAUGACCAGUGUCAUAAAACUCAAUGUAAUUUAAAGAAAAAAGAAUUACCAGAAAAUAAUGAAGAUGAAUCUGAAUCUUCCGAUGAAAAUGAAGAAUCAGAUAAAGAAAACGAACUUCCUCCAGAUUAUCCCGAACCUGCUAAUUUAAAAAAAAAAUCUACAUCUCCGUCAAAACUUGAACCAGCUUCCACUAUGACCAAUUUGCCAUCAGUAUCUUCUGCCACGGAUCUUCCAACUAUAGUUAAUCAAGUGCCCGAAAAGUCUUACGAUAACGUUCUGGCGGACAUUACCAGUUUACACCAGCAACGUCCGCAGUCAAACCUCUGCAAAGAAUUAUUUCCUCCAGUUCGAGCCUUGAAAAGACCGCGGAAAUCUUUGAAUUCAAUAUCCCACAGCCCAGUGCGCAAAUCCAAGCGUGUGGAAGAGAAAGAAAAGAGUCACAAAACAAAGAUAAAAAAUUCUGACAUCGACAGUACAGAUUUUGAUAAAAACAUUUCCAAUAAUUCUCUACUCGUCGUGAAAAAAGAGAAAAAGUCUGAUGAAUCGACAUGGAUCUCUACCUUAGUACUGCCGGAACCUGACAAACCAAAGUCGGAAAAUGAAAAAAAUAGUGAGCCGCAAGAUGACGUUGGAUUGGCAACUGGAGAUGAAGCUGAAAGUCACAUAAAUUCUUCAAGUUUAUCAAUACCAGCAUCAAUACCCGAAGCGAAUGCUAAUCAACUUUGCAAUUUGACAAUCGAACGCUUGAGAAAUUCGAUUAUUGAUUCCGGUUUUAAUAAAAAAACCAAAGAAACUUUUGAUGAAGAAGAUGAUGAUGAGGAUGAAGAUGAAUACGGCGAUGAUGGGUUGAGUAUAAAAAAACGCCGCACGAGUGGGAGUUUUGGUAAAUUGUCAGAUCUGAUAAGUAAAGAACAGAAAGAAGAAAUAGAAAAGUAUUAUAGUAUUGACAUGACUGUCAUUGAUGAAAGUGCUGUCAAUAGCAACUAUUACUUUAAUGAUAAGAAAAAUUUAGUAUGUUUGAUUUGCAAUGCCAGCUACCCGCGGGUUGAUAAAUGUCGGGUGCAUAUUUGGAGUCACUUAGAUAUGAAACCGUAUCGUUGCAACGCUUGCGACUUUGCUACUGUUACUGUCACAAACAUACGCAGUCACAUAAGAAAAAGUCAUUUGAAUAUCAAACCAUUUAAGUGUGACGUUUGCCACAAAAAUUUUGGUACUGCGGUUUUAUUGGAGGAACAUUUGAAUGUUCAUACUGGUGCUAAGCCUUAUCAAUGUAAAGUUUGCGACUUUUCGACUGCUGCUCGUCAAGUUUUGCUUUAUCAUAGUGCUAUUCAUAAACCAGCCAAGGAUAUUACAUGUGAUAUAUGCAAAAAGACUUUUUACUGUAAAGGACGUAUGCGAACUCAUAUGCUUACUCACAAUAAAAACAAAUCAUUGAUGUGCAAGUAUUGCUCACAUCAUUUUAGCUCAGAAAAAACACUCGAACGACACUAUGAAAACAUUCAUUCGAAAGAUUAUAUUUGUGAUAUAUGUGGUAAACAUACUAAGUCACGAAAAGCUCUGCAUAAUCAUCAAAAUGUUCAUUCAGAAGGAAAAUUUAAGUGUCCUAUUUGUCCAAAUGUUUAUAAAAGUAGUCAUAUUCUCAAAGAACAUUUGCUUAAGCACGAGGGAAUCAGAAAAUAUAAAUGCGAUAUUUGUAACAAAGAUUUUGCUCAGCAAUCACAUUUGGCAGCACAUCGAGCUGUUCAUAGCGGAAAGAGAUUUUUCUGCCCUGGAUGUAAACGAGGAUUUAAUCGUCACGAUAACAUGAAACUACAUACAAAAAGAUGUGAUAUAUUUUUAUCAAAUCCCAGUAACCAAAAUCUUAUUACAAAACGUCUUAAUUCAAAACCAAUGAGUGCUAUAAAUGAUAUAAUUAAUGAUGAUGACUUAAGUAGUAACGAUUCACAUGAAAAGACUGAUAUUAAUUUUAAAAUUAAUGAUAACAAUAAACAAGAAUCAAAUUUUUGUAUCAAACAAGUAGAUCUAGCGACUGCAGAAAAUACUCCAGAUAAAAAAAUUCAAAAUGAUAAAGUUACCGUCACUGAAAGUGUUCUUAGUUUAGAAUAUUUUUAAAGAAUAUAUAUUUUUAUAUCAAAUUAAUUACUAUUAUUAAGUAUAAAAGUUAUAUUAUUUUUCUUCCAAUUCGUGCCUUAUAAAAUAUUUUUAAAAUUAUAUUAGACUUAUUUUUAUAAGUAAUAGUUGAUAAGCUACAAACAAUUUCUCACUAGUGAUUAAGUUUUGAAGACUGAUAUUACUUUUGUAAUGUUUUUUUUUUAUACUAGUAAUUAUUAUUCUGGUAAAGAAAAAGUAAGCGGUCUGUUAAUUUGAAACAUCACAAUAU
Messenger RNA from Microplitis demolitor, 5232 nucleotides. RefSeq lists its product as uncharacterized. Bases 525 to 4964 code for a protein of 1479 amino acids. NCBI's taxonomy places the organism in Eukaryota, Metazoa, Arthropoda, Insecta, Hymenoptera, Braconidae. The record is from RefSeq and is a predicted model, not a curated record. Gene Ontology annotation, biological process: regulation of transcription by RNA polymerase II. Gene Ontology annotation, cellular component: nucleus. Gene Ontology annotation, molecular function: DNA-binding transcription factor activity, RNA polymerase II-specific; RNA polymerase II transcription regulatory region sequence-specific DNA binding; zinc ion binding. The transcript has 8 exons.